This is a messenger RNA of Sceloporus undulatus (fence lizard), 6382 nucleotides long. RefSeq names its product receptor tyrosine kinase like orphan receptor 1 (gene ROR1). The transcript has 9 exons. The record is from RefSeq and is a predicted model, not a curated record. Lineage: Eukaryota; Metazoa; Chordata; Lepidosauria; Squamata; Phrynosomatidae. The coding region runs from base 157 to 2994 and encodes 945 amino acids. Gene Ontology annotation, cellular component: signaling receptor complex. Gene Ontology annotation, molecular function: protein binding; protein kinase activity; ATP binding. Gene Ontology annotation, biological process: protein phosphorylation; positive regulation of kinase activity; positive regulation of canonical NF-kappaB signal transduction.
AGUGAGAAGGCAGGCAGGAGCCCGAGAGCGCGCUCGUGGAAGGCGAAGAGAAGCAGGGCAGGCGCCCAGAGUCCCGCUCCGGAGCCCCGAGGCUGUUGGGGAUCCCAGGGGAGCCCUUGUGCCUCCGGAGCCCUGGAUGGUGGAGGAGCCGGAGGCAUGCGGCGCCGGGGCCCUUCGCUGCCCCAGCUGCUCCAGGGGCGGCUGCUGCUGCUGGCGCUGCUUCUGCUGCUGCUGCUGGAGGCGCGGGGCUUGGCGGGAGCCCCAGGAACAAACAUGUCUGUUGUGGCUGCUGCUAAUUUAACACCUACGCCUUCAUGGAACAUAUCAAGUGAACUAGACAAAGAUUAUUUCUUGACUCUUGAUGAGCCCAUGAACAAUAUCACCACUACACUAGGUCAGACAGCAGAACUGCACUGUAAGGUAUCUGGUAAUCCUUCUCCAACUGUCCGUUGGCUGAAAAAUGAUGCUCCUGUUGUACAAGAACCCAGAAGGAUAUCUUUCCGUGCAACAAGCUAUGGGUCUCGGCUGCGAAUAAGAAACCUUGAUACCACUGACACUGGCUACUUUCAGUGCGUGGCAACAAAUGGCAGGAAAACUGUUUCUACAACUGGCGUCCUCUUUGUGAAAUUUGGUCCUCCCCCAACAGCCAGUCCAGGAACAUCUGAUGAAUAUGAAGAAGAUGGAUUUUGCCAGCCAUACAGAGGAAUUGCAUGUGCAAGAUUUAUUGGAAACCGAACCAUCUAUAUGGAGUCUCUUCAUAUGCAGGGUGAAAUAGAAAAUCAGAUCACUGCUGCCUUCACCAUGAUUGGAACCUCCAGUCAUUUAUCUGAUAAAUGUUCCCAGUUUGCUAUUCCUUCUCUGUGCCAUUACGCUUUCCCAUAUUGUGAUGAGACCUCUUCAGUUGCAAAGCCACGAGAUCUGUGCCGUGAUGAAUGUGAAAUUCUAGAAAAUGUCCUUUGCCAAACUGAGUACAUCUUUGCAAGAUCCAACCCGAUGAUUUUGAUGCGUUUAAAGCUGCCUAAUUGUGAAGAUCUUCCACAACCUGAUAGCCCUGAAGCUAUAAAUUGUAUCCGCAUUGGCAUUCCUAUGGCAGACCCAAUCAAUAAGAACCACAAAUGUUAUAACAGCACAGGCGCGGACUAUCGAGGGACUGUGAGUGUCACUAAAUCUGGGCGACAGUGUCAGCCGUGGAAUUCCCAGUAUCCUCACAUGCACACCUUCACUGCUGUCAGAUAUCCAGAGCUGAAUGGGGGCCAUUCCUACUGCCGUAAUCCAGGCAAUCAGAAAGAUGCUCCAUGGUGCUUCACCUUAGAUGAAAAUUUUAAAUCGGAGCUUUGUGACAUCCCAGCCUGUGAUACAAAGGACUCCAAGGAAAAAAAUAAAAUGGAAAUCCUCUAUAUAUUGGUGCCAAGUGUUACAAUCCCCCUGGCUAUUGCCUUAUUGUUUUUCUUCAUCUGCAUGUGCCGUAACAAUCAGAAGUCUUCCUCCCCUCCAGUCCAAAGACAGCCUAAGCAUGUCCGAGGGCAGAAUGUAGAGAUGUCUAUGCUAAAUGCAUACAAACCAAAGCAGAGCAAAGCUAAAGAGCUACCUCUUUCUGCUGUCCGUUUUAUGGAAGAGUUGGGUGAAUGUGCUUUUGGCAAAAUCUACAAGGGACAUCUUUAUCUGCCAGGCAUGGACCACGUUCAGCUGGUGGCAAUAAAGACAUUGAAGGACUGCAACAAUCCACAACAGUGGGCAGAGUUCCAGCAAGAGGCCUCUUUGAUGGCAGAGCUGCAUCAUCCUAACAUUGUUUGUCUCCUUGGAGUUGUGACUCAGGAGCAACCGGUCUGCAUGCUUUUUGAGUACAUGAACCAGGGGGACCUGCAUGAAUUUCUUAUCAUGCGGUCACCACAUUCAGAUGUUGGAUGUAGCAGUGAUGAAGAUGGUACUGUGAAAUCCAGUUUAGAUCAUGGGGAUUUCCUGCACAUAGCCGUCCAGAUUGCAGCAGGGAUGGAAUACUUAUCAAGCCAUUUUUUUGUUCAUAAAGAUCUGGCUGCUCGCAACAUUUUGAUUGGAGAACAGCUCCAUGUGAAGAUUUCUGAUUUGGGAUUGUCAAGAGAGAUCUAUUCAGCAGACUAUUACAGAGUUCAAAAUAAGUCGCUUUUGCCCAUACGUUGGAUGCCCCCAGAGGCAAUUUUGUAUGGCAAGUUCUCUUCUGAUUCAGACAUCUGGUCCUUUGGCGUUGUCCUGUGGGAGAUUUUCAGCUUUGGUCUCCAGCCCUAUUAUGGUUUUAGUAACCAAGAAGUCAUUGAAAUGAUUAGGAAGCGACAACUUCUGCCAUGCUCUGAGGACUGCCCUCCUAGAAUGUACAGCCUGAUGACAGAAUGCUGGCAUGAGCUACCACCUCGGAGGCCAAGAUUUAAAGACAUCCAUGUCAGGCUGCGCUCUUGGGAGGGGCUGUCAAGCCAUACUAGCUCUACUACUCCUUCUGGUGGAAAUGCUACCACUCAAACAACUUCCCUCAGUGCAAGUCCAGUUAGUAACCUAAGUAACCCUAGGUACCCUAACUACCUAUUCCCGGCACAGGGUAUACCACAAAGCCAAAUUGCUGGAUUUAUUGGUCCACCAAUACCUCAAAACCAGCGAUUUAUUCCUAUUAAUGGAUAUCCAAUUCCUCCUGGAUAUGCUGCUUUUCCAGCUGCCCACUAUCAACCUGCAGGCCCACCAAGGGUCAUCCAACACUGUCCUCCACCAAAGAGUCGUUCACCAAGCAGUGCAAGUGGAUCAACUAGCACUGGUCAUGUGACUAGUUUGCCUUCUUCCGGAUCCAAUCAGGAUGCAAAUAUUCCUUUACUGUCUCACAUGUCAAUGCAAAACCACCCAAGUGGGAUUAGUAUAACUGUUUUUGGAAAUAAAACUCAGAAACCCUACAAAAUUGACUCCAAACAGGCAUCUUUAUUAGGAGAUUCCAAUAUUCACGGGCAUAAUGAGACUGUAAUUUCAGCAGAAAUCUAAAUGAGAACACUUUGUAAAUAAAACUAUUUACAACAUGGAUUAGAACAAUUUAGAUAAGAUUUAUAUUCAAAUAUUUUAUUGGAGAUUCUUCUGGUUGUACAAAGAGAUAUUUGCAGUAUCUUCUGUGAAGUUUAUUUUUGCUUAACAGGAUAAAGAGGUGCCAACCAGACCUUUUUUUUUCAAGUAGCCAACACUCAACAUCUUAAAUCUGCUUUUAUUUUACACAUUUAAGGAGAGAGAGAAAAUUUUGUGUGAUUGAUUUUUUUAAAAGAAACAACUUUGAGACAUUUUAUUUAAUCACAGUUCUUUAAAGCAAGUAAUUCCUAUCUCAGCUACCUUAUUUUCUUUGGACAACUUUUUUUUAUUUGUUUGUUUGUAAUUCUCAUGAAAAGUAAUUAUAGUGAUGCAGAAUGAAAAUUUCCCUCCUGGUUAGUCCUUCAUGUUAUGGGAGCAUCAAAAACAGAUGCAUAUGAAAACACAAAUGGUGAUCUGUUAAACUAGCAUAUGGACAAAUGUGUUUUUAUCCUGUUCGGAUGGCACAUGUUCAGCAUUGACUUGAUUGUUUCUCAUCCUUCUCUAAAUGACAUCCACAUAAUCAGAAAGUGGAUGUGCAAUAUCAGAUCAGAAUGAAACUUUUGUAUCCUCUUCAGACAAAAAUCUAAACACAUUCUGGCAAGUUUUGACCUUUUAUGGGGUAGAUAAAUUAUUUUAAGCACAGUUUGUAUCUAAUGAAAGGCCUACAUUCAUGCAUACACGCAAAAACACAUUAUUUUGUGUUAUGGCACAAAAUGUACUUAUGCCAGAACAGUACAAGUGAAGAACACCUAGAAUAUAAGAACCAUUAAAGAAUGGUGUAUAAAUGUGUAAAAAAUUAAAUGAUAAAUGAGUAAACAAAUAAUGUUUCUUGCUUUUAUAUCUGUAGUUGCAAUAGAAUUUGUAUCUUUUUGUUGCUAUGCAACCCUUUAAUUAAAGAAAGCUCUAAAUUCUUAUGUUUUAAUAAACAGACAAUCAGUUUUCCCAAUAAUAUUUAUUAUGUCAAAUAAAAUUAAUAUCUUUUGUAGUGAUGACCCUGAAACAGGAAUUCUGCAUUCCAGCAAAUAUACCCCACAAUUUUCUAAGUAUUUUCUAUGAUAACUUUUGUACGUCAUUUUUGAAUAAUGUGAAUUAGAAUUAACUUUUUACUAGAAAAUAUGGCAACUGUAUUACUUCAAUUUUAUUCAGGUGUAAUCAGUCUGGAUUAUUUUGAAACCACUGUAAUGUUUUUUUAAAAAAUACUUUGUAAAGUACAACUUCUCAGAAUAUUUUUAAUUGAAUUUGUUUUUGUAUGGAGUAUACACACCAAAUUUCUCAGACACUUGACAGUAAUUUUUUUCAAAAUCUUUUGCACAAAAAAGUAUUUUCAUUUUUGUAUAGCAGAAUUGAAAAAUACAUCAUGCUUUGUAUUUCUUGGUCUCUUUCUCAUUUUUCAAGUAGAUGGGGAUAUCUUGAAAAUAUAUGGUGAUAUUGGAUGAUUGUUUCAAUACAUAUUUGGUUGUUCCAUUGCAUGCAUUUCAAAACUCUGUUAUGUUAUUAAUAGUCUUAUUAAGGCUGUUGCACUGAGGUAAGCACAGAACUGUAGUAACACAGGCUAUUUUAUACAGAGGCUAAGUGCGUUUUGUAUUUCAGAAACCAGAGUAAUAUUAAACACUGAUUAUUAUAUGCUGAUGAUUAUCAAAUCAUGGUUUUGAGAUGAUACAUAAUUUCUAUAUACAUAAUUUCUGAAUAAUAGUAUAGAUAAGUGUUCUGAGAUUCUCAGAUGGAUUUAAAACUACACCCUGAUCAUCUUCCCCACACAUAUACACCAAUUGAGACUGUUGUUAACAGAUUGCUUUUUAUCAGGAUAACAGAAAUUUUCAUAACAUCUGUCAUUUCAAGUGUUUGAAAAGAAUGGUGAGAUGACAGGGAUAGCUGAGUAAAAUGUUUAAUGUUCUCUAAAGUCAUUACCAGAAUUUGGAAAAGCAUUAUUGCUCAUGUAGUACUAGGGAAUUGAAUAAUACAAUGAAAAGUUUUCCCUGCUUCACCCCAUUCCUCUUCCUUUGGCUUCUCCCACCCUUCUGCCAUCCCUUUGUGCUUUUCACCAGUCCUCUGCUUUACUAGGUUAUUAUAGCUAUACCUCAGUUAGAUGUGUUCCUGGGCAUUUCUUCUUUAAGAGAAAAUUUGGUACCAGAGGCAGAGGUACCAUGAUAGGACUAGGGACAGGUCCCUGCACCGUAAAAAAAGAACAGUUCAGCAAACCUUUUAUUUAAAACUAAUAACAGGUGCAUAUGAAAUCAAACAACCAAAUCAGAAACCUUGCAAAAAUAACAUUUUGAACAUUCUGGUGAUCAUUUGAAAACAGUGGUAUCACUAUGGGUGUGUGGACCACGCUAGGUGACUCCAUCAGAGGGGGUGACAUGAGGCAGCAGUAAAGUGUCCCAAGCCCCCUGGCCUGGAAAGAAAAGGGGGACUCUUCUUGGUAUGCCACUCCUCUUUGAGGGGAUGAGGACAGGGAUGAAGCUGCAGACCUUUCUCUCUGCUCAGCCUCUGGGGGGUGGAAUCAUGCCAUCCCAUGCUGGACUUGCUGCUCCUCUCAAAGGGGAAAGCCGCACUUCAGGCUCAGAGCCAGGUGGAGGUCCCCUGAGACUUGUGGACAGAGGAGGAGGUGAUGGUGAUGGUGGGUUGGUAGCAGGUGAAUGAUGGAAAUGAUGAAGGCUCACCCCAGCCUCCCUUGACUCCUUCCUGGUAUUCUCCAGAUGGUGCCUGGACAGGCAAGGUCCACCUUGCAGGCACACUUCAAGCCAAGAUUCUAGUCUGAGUGAUCCUAUCCAUUGCUCUCCUUGCCUUCUGCAUCACUGGCAUGUAGAUCAUGUGAAUAACUGCCACCGUGGAGACAGGCUGGCACAGGUCCUUCUCCAUUCAUGCUAUCAUCUGGGAUUAGGCAGGCAGUUUGCUAUGACCUGGAGAUCUUUCCCUUAAGAGGGAGGGGAGUGGCAGGAUGCUGGGUUCCUCAUCUGCACCCCCAUCUCAGGAGCUCCACGGGGGCAACACCAACUCUAAUGAUCUCACUGUUUGCAGGUUUCUUCCAAAAAUGCAUCCAGGGAUGAUAUUCUAUAUUUCACAAAGCAGUUUCUCAUGCAACAUGGUGAUUCAGCUGCUGCUUGAGAAAAAGAAAGCAAAAGGCUCCUGGGGCUCACACUUCUUUAAAUUUUGGACACUGUUGGUAAACAAAUCAAAAAAUUGUUAUGAGAUGCAUUCUGGAUGAAAAGUCAGACUGUACAGAUCUUGGAUUGGAGAUUGUUUAGCUUAUUAUUUGCAUGUUUAAAUAUAGGUUUAGACAUUUGGCUGUGAAAACCAUGGUAUGGUCAUCAAA